This is a messenger RNA of Oikopleura dioica, 1800 nucleotides long. NCBI's taxonomy places the organism in Eukaryota, Metazoa, Chordata, Appendicularia, Copelata, Oikopleuridae. The record is from the annotation of a GenBank genome assembly.
AUGAGCCGACCGUGGGAUGACUGUCGCUACUUCAUCAUCUCUGAAUGUCUCAGGAAGAACUGUAUGUACAGACACCACCUCCCCGCAAAGACUGCCCAACUCUGUUCGAAGUGGGCUUCUGGAACAUGCCAAAAACUCGACUGUGACAGCAUGCACUUCGUGCUCAAGCAGAAAAACGAAAUGCUUUGUUACUUUGAGAAUACGCCAAGUGGUUGCAUCAAUCUCAGCUGUAGCUACAAACAUGUCAAGCCGCGACCAUCACCGAAGAAAGACGCGAUGGACGAAAAGGUAGCCAAGUAUCUUGCAGAACUUGAAGGAGGCAAGACGUCGUCAUCGCCACCAGCUGACGAAAAGAAAUCGCCGCUAAAAUCUGACAAAGCAAGCUCGGAUUCUGAUGAAGAAGAAGAUCUUAUGGCAAUGAGGGCGCGGAUCUUGCAAUCUCAAGCCAGGGCACGCGCUAACAUCGUCAAGAAAACGGUGAAUCGAGAAUCGCCACCGCGAUCGCCGGAAGAGGAACUCAGACCGACCUUCAAUGUCGCCACUCCGCCGAAGGGCUUCCUCAAAUCCGGUCGGAAGAUCGUCUCAACCAAAAAGGGCUUUAGCGACGAUGAUCAGUCGGAUAUCUCGCUGGACGAGUUAACUGACGAAGAACAGGAAGACCUGCGAGCUCAGCUUAAUAAAAACAAAGAGCCAGUGACUAUUCGUAGAGUCGAAGAUCAGUUUCGAAAUGUGGAAACCAAGAAGUCCGAGAAAAAAUCUGAAAAGACGGUGAAGCAUGCUGGCCGGAUCAUUUCUAUCCGCAACGAGAACGCGCCUGAGCUGAAGCGGGAGAGCUCGUCUGAAUGGGUCGAACGAAAAAUAACUAUCAAGAAGCCGAAGAAAGAAAAGGCGAAAAAUCCGUUAGUCACUCGAGUGGUAACCAACGUCUUCGCUGGAAACUCAUCGGAAGCAUCUUCGUGUGAUUCAGAUGAAUCUCCCAGAAAAUCGACUAAAAGGAGAAAACCAAAUACAUCUUGGGCUUCCGUAAAAGACGAAAAAAACGUAAGAAAUCGCCUCGGAAAUAAAAAUGAAGAAGAUCUGAGCAAACAGAUUUUGAAGGCGCGCCUCAAUCGCUUCGGCGGAGAGGUGUCGAAGAAAGAAUCGGUCUCGGUGAAUAGACGGUUGACGCUUUCUACUACUGGUGGAGGAAUAAAAUCUCGCCUCGGUGGUGGCGUUGCCGCUAUUCUCACCAAGGAAUGCCAAGCCGCCGCCAAACAAGCCAGCAGCAAGCCAAUCAACGUCAAAAACAGACUCGGAGAACAAGCGACCGCCCCUCCAAGAAGCGAGCAGAAGGUUAAUGGAAAUGAAAAAGAGUCGCCUAAAAAGAAGACUGUAAAUCCGCUACGUAGAAAACGCAGUUUAUCGUCAGAGAAAGAGCCGAUCGUCAAAGAGAAACAACCAAAGACUGCUUUGAAGGAAGUGAACCCCUUUGAACAUUCGUACGACGUUCCAGAUAUCGACGAUACAAUUCCCAACAAACCCGUUUUAUCUAGCAAUGGAGUGCGUAAAGAAGAUAAAACAGCCGAGAAAAAAGAAAUCACGCCAGUAAUUCCUGACCCUGAUGCAGAAGAGGAAGCCACCAAAAGUCCACCAGAACAACUCGCCAGGAAGCCGUCGACGUCCCCCGUUAAGUCCAGGCGUCUGAGUUCACGUGCACUUGACGAUAUGGACGACUUGGAUGCCGAGUUGCUGCUGGGCGUAGAAGAGAGCGACAAUUUAGACCUUGGUGGCGACAUAGACGACGAAGAUCUUUUUGCAUAA